Molecule: messenger RNA, 1287 nt
Organism: Aspergillus glaucus CBS 516.65
Lineage: Eukaryota; Fungi; Ascomycota; Eurotiomycetes; Eurotiales; Aspergillaceae
Exons: 5
Coding region: 1-1287 (428 amino acids)
Biological process (GO): L-tyrosine catabolic process; L-phenylalanine catabolic process; homogentisate catabolic process
Molecular function (GO): fumarylacetoacetase activity
Source: RefSeq, a predicted model, not a curated record
AUGCUUAAUAGCGUGGAGGAGGGCUCCCCAUUUACCGUGGACAACAUCCCCUUCGGCGUCAUCUCGACACCCGACAAUCCAAAGCCGCGAUGCGCAACAGCCUUCGGAAAUUAUGCGAUAGAUCUGAGCGCGCUUGAGCGAGUUGGAUUUCUUAGUGAUAUUCCGGGACUUGAGGGGAAGGGCGGGAUUGAGAUGAUAGGUAAUGUUUUCUCGCAGCCUACUCUGAACGCUUUCGCAGCGAUGCCAAAAGAGAUCCGUCUCAAGGUUCGAAACUCCCUCACCAGGUAUUUCCAUGGUGGUCUUCCACCGAGUUAUUACAUCCCGCUCGAUACAGUGACAUACCACUAUCCCAUGGACACAUCCAACUUCUCGGACUUCUUCUGCUCAUUGGAACAUGUCAAGAACUGCGCAAAAGUAAUGAACGCCCCCAUAACCCCCAGCUUCUUCUCCAUCCCCCAAGUCUACAACGGCCGCACCUCUAGCCUCAAAAUCACAAACACCCCCAUCCACCGCCCCCGCGGCGUAAUCCAACCCAUCCCCAACAAUCCCCCAAUCUACGCCCCAACCCAAGCCCUCGACUUCGAGCUCGAAAUGGGCGUCUUCAUCUCCAAGCCGCUUCCCGCAAGUCAGAUUCUGAACAUUCGUAACGCGCGGGACCAUAUUUUCGGAUUCGUGGUGCUGAAUGAUUGGUCGGCGAGGGAUAUACAGGGGUUUGAAAUGGUGCCGUUGGGGCCGUUUCAUGGGAAGGGGUCGGGGACUAGUGUUUCGCCCUGGGUUGUUACAUGCGAGGCGUUGGAUAGCGUGGCUUGUGCGGUUGAGGUUGGGCAGGAGGCGGGGGUGUUGCCGCAUUUGAGGUGGAAGGGGAGGGAGGGGGAGGCGACGUUUGAUGUUAAGUUGCAGGCGAGGGUUUUGCGGAAUGGAAAAUUGUAUAAUGUCACCUCGACUAACCUAAACGAACUAUAUUGGACGCCGUAUCAGCAGUUGACGCAUUUAGCCAGUGCGGGUGAGGGCUUGAGUACAGGUGACAUCUUUGGAACGGGAACCAUCACCAGCGAUCGCACCAACUUCAAAGGCGAAAAAGACGGCAUCGCCUGCCUCGUCGAGCGCAAAGCUCCAGAAAACGAACUAUCCGAGCUCAAGGCCAACGGAAUCGAAUUCCUACAAGAUGGCGACGAAGUAGUCAUGGAGGGAUGGUGCGUGAAUUCAAGAAUGGGGGUAAAGUUCGGAUUUGGCGAGUGUCGGGGGAAGGUUCUCCCCUCGAUAUAUUAUGAAGAAGAUCACCGAUGA